GGAGUUGCAAAUCCUGGAGAACUCAUAGCUAUAAUGGGAGCCAGUGGAGCAGGUAAAUCGACUUUGAUGAAUAUACUUGCCCAUCGAAAUCAAGGAAAUUUAACUGUGACGGGAACAGUGCUUCUCAAUGGAGAGGAAGGGGGUACAGAUAUUGGCCAUGUCUCCGCCUAUGUGCAGCAGGAGGAUCUAUUUGUUGGCACCUUGACUGUCAAGGAACAUCUUAUUUUUCAUGCUUUGCUAAGACUUCGUCGUUCUUACACUACAGCACAAAGGGUGGAAAGGGUAGAAAAUGUCAUUCAGGAAUUGGGUCUGGCCAAAUGUUCUGACACGUUGAUUGGAAUACCAGGGAAGACCAAGAGCUUAUCAGGUGGAGAGAAAAAGCGCUUAUCGUUUGCAUCGGAGAUUCUCACAAAUCCUCCUCUGCUGUUUGUGGAUGAGCCAACGUCGGGUCUUGAUUCAUUUCAUGCAGAGAAUGUAGUCAGUGCUCUACGAGGGAUGUCUGUUACUGGACGGACAAUCCUUUGUACUAUUCAUCAGCCAGCAUCAGAGGUCUAUGCCAUGUUUGAUCGGUUGCUGCUUCUUGCAGAAGGGAGAACUGUAUACUUGGGUAAAAGAAAAGAAGCAGUUGCACACUUUGAGAACUUGGGCUACAAAUGUCCAGAGAAUUACAAUCCAGCUGACUUUUUUGUUCACACACUGGCUAUCAUUCCCACAAAGCAAAAAGAGUGCAGACAGAGAGUCAAAACAUUGGCUGAUGCGUUUAGAAGUAGACAGAAUGCCUCAGAGUUACAGCAAUCAGCAAAUGAACAAUCAACGGAACCUCCAAAAAUUCGGGAAGAACUGCGUGCAGAGAAAGGGUUCAAGGCAACUCUUCUUACCCAGUUCACUGCUCUCUUUCGUCGAGCGUGGAUUACAAACAUUAGGGAGCCAAACCUUCUAAGAGUCAAGUUUGUUCAAACUUUGUUCACUGCUAUUCUUGUUGGGCUUGUGUAUCUUCAAGUUGGGAGAAAAACGGAGCAAGUUCAAAACAUCAAUGGAGCUCUCUUUUUCUUUGUUACUCAAAUGUCUUUAACAAACAUGUUUAGUGUCAUACAAGCUCUUCCACUAGAGAUGCCUGUAUUCCUGCGAGAGAGAGGAAACAAAAUGUAUCGUAUAAGCCUCUAUUUCUUAUGCAAGACACUUUCAGAGGUUCCAUUUAACAUUGGUCUUCCACUUUUCUUUGUAAUUCCUGCAUAUUGGAUGAUCGGCUUGAAAGAAACAGCCAGCAGCUUUUUCUUUUGCUACCUGAUUCUCGUUUUCGUUGGAGAUAUAUCUCAAUCAGCAGGUUACAUUGUAUCAGCAAUGUCAUCAACAGUACCUGUUGCUCUAGCCCUGGGUCCAGCUUUCGUCAUGCCGUUUUUGUUGUUUGGCGGGCUAUUCAUUAAAAGCUCAGAAAUACCAGUGUACUUUGAUUGGAUCAGAUAUAUUAACUGGUUCUAUUACGGAUUUGAGGGACUGGUCAUUAACGAAUGGCGUGACACAGACGUUGCAUGCAGCAUCAACACUGUCGGGUGUCUACCCAAUGGAACCGUCGUCAUUGAGUCCCUUGGCUUUAAAGAGGAGCAUUUUCGGCUCGAUUUGGUUCUACUUGGUGUUCUAAUCGUUGCUGCUCGACUGAUUGCCUACAUUGUCCUGCGCAUUCGAGUUUUGCUCAGUAAAACAUGACAAGCAAGGGAUGGUUAGUUGUAACAACACUAUGUACUCCUGCAUAAAUACAUUCAUUAAUACAACUAAU
Messenger RNA from Corticium candelabrum, 1774 nucleotides. Its product is annotated as protein white-like. The record is from RefSeq and is a predicted model, not a curated record. Gene Ontology annotation, biological process: transmembrane transport. The transcript has 17 exons. Gene Ontology annotation, cellular component: plasma membrane. Gene Ontology annotation, molecular function: ATP binding; ABC-type transporter activity; ATP hydrolysis activity. Lineage: Eukaryota; Metazoa; Porifera; Homoscleromorpha; Homosclerophorida; Plakinidae. Bases 34 to 1704 code for a protein of 556 amino acids.